Rhodotorula graminis WP1 is the source of this 1065-nucleotide messenger RNA. RefSeq lists its product as uncharacterized. Gene Ontology annotation, cellular component: Ndc80 complex. The transcript is spliced from 4 exons. NCBI's taxonomy places the organism in Eukaryota, Fungi, Basidiomycota, Microbotryomycetes, Sporidiobolales, Sporidiobolaceae. The record is from RefSeq and is a predicted model, not a curated record. Gene Ontology annotation, biological process: chromosome segregation. The coding region runs from base 1 to 1065 and encodes 354 amino acids.
AUGGCCGCAUCCGCAGGGCCCAGCGGCCUCCCUUCCACCCCGCGCGGCACCUACACCUCGACCGGCACCCCUCGCUCGGCCCGCCGCCUCCUCAACCCGAGCACCCCCUCGUCCCGCGCCUCGUUCGCCCACCAGCAGCCCUCGGCCUUGCUGCAGCAGCAGCAGGCCCAGGCCCCCGUCCUCGCCCCUCUCGCCCCGAUCAACAGCCGCGCCUACCCGGACCGCCCCUACGCCGACGACGACGACCUGCGACUCGUCAUGGACGCCGACCGCGAUGCCGUCGACACGGCGUGCCACCUCCUCGGCGCCAGCCUCGCCCACCAGCGCAAGGCCGUCCUCGAGGCCCUCGAGGAAAUGUCGGCAGAGAAGCGCCGCCUCGACAAGAUGACGCGCGAGCUCGGCGACGCCGCCAAGGACAUGGUCCGCACCGUCCAGCGCGAGAAGGACGAGCUCGACCGCGCGAGGGAGCUCGAGGGCGACGUCACGGCGCGCGGUAGGGCCCUCGCCGUCCAGGUCGAGACGGCCCAGGCCGAGGUCAAGGAGGUCCUCGCCAAGCUCGCCGCGAGGAGAGAGCUCAAGGACAAGCAGCGUGCAGCCUUCUCGCAGCAGGUGUCGCGCAACGGCCCCGAGCUCGCCUUCUUCGAGCACAAGCUCGGCCUCAAGAUUCGCGGCCGUGCUCCCGACGUCAUCCAGUUCAAGUUCCAGCACAUCGACCCGGCGUCGCACGCGCGCACCUUCUCGUUCGACCUCGACGUGUCGCAGCCUACCUACGCUCUCUCCUCGCCAACGCCCGCCUCGCUCCUCCCUCCCUCGCUCUCGGCCCCGCUCCUCGCCCACCUCAACACGUCGCGCGACCUGUACCGCUUCGUGCGCGCCCUCCGCGCCGCCGUCGUCGCCGAGGUCAAGGUCGAGAAGGUGCUCGGCGCGGGCGGCGCAGAGGCCGAGCGCGAGAGGGAGCGCAGGAGGGUCCGCGAGCGCGAGGCGAGGGAGGGCGAGCGCGAGAGGGACGACGCCGAGGGCGGAGCGGGCGUCAGGGGUGCGAGGGGGGUCGGCGUCGGUGCGUGA